ACAAGCCUCUGCCCCAACAAGAAGACGGUGUGACGUCACUUCCAGAUAUAUUAUUCCACCAUGGAGUCCAGCGGAGUGAAGCUGAGUUUCUGGGAGAAUGGACCACAACCGGGACAGUUCUACUCUCUGUCCGGGGGCACCAGGACCUCCUGCGGGCCGGUCCGACACACACUGAACCCGAUGGUUACCGGGACGUCGGUGCUUGGCGUGAAGUUCACCGGCGGCGUCAUCAUCGCGGCGGACAUGCUGGGCUCAUACGGCUCUCUUGCUCGCUUCAGGAACGUCUCGCGCCUCAUGAAGGUGAACGAUAACACCAUCCUGGGCGCCUCAGGAGAUUACGCCGACUACCAGCACCUGAAGCACAUCAUCGAGCAGAUGGUCAUCGACGAGGAGCUUCUGGGCGACGGGCACAGCUACAGCCCGAAGGCCGUGCACUCCUGGCUGACCAGAGUCAUGUACAACCGGCGCAGCAAGAUGAACCCGCUGUGGAACACCGUGGUGAUCGGAGGCUUCUACAACGGGGAGAGUUUCCUAGGUUACGUAGAUAAACUGGGCGUGGCCUACGAGGCGCCCACAGUGGCCACUGGCUUCGGAGCAUACCUGGCUCAGCCUCUGAUGAGGGAGGUGGUCGAGAACAAGGUGGAGAUCAGCAAGCAGGAGGCGCGGGAGCUAGUGGAGCGCUGCCUCAAAGUGCUGUACUACAGAGACGCUCGCUCCUACAACCGGCAUGAGAUCGCCAUCGUGACGGAGGAAGGCGUGGAGAUCACCGGCCCGCUGUCCUCAGAGACCAACUGGGACAUCGCUCACAUGGUCAGUGGUUUUGAAUGAAGACGAGCUGCAUCAACAACAACUUCUGCAACUUAUCUUCCCCAGUUUAGUGUUUUCUCAUGUUCAUUGUAGCUUUUGUAUAAUGGAAAAUAAAUGUAUUAAAUCACAAAA
Eleginops maclovinus (Patagonian blennie) is the source of this 939-nucleotide messenger RNA. It is a transcript of the gene psmb4, whose product is annotated as proteasome 20S subunit beta 4. The transcript has 8 exons. Gene Ontology annotation, cellular component: proteasome core complex. Lineage: Eukaryota; Metazoa; Chordata; Actinopteri; Perciformes; Eleginopidae. Bases 61 to 828 code for a protein of 255 amino acids. The record is from RefSeq and is a predicted model, not a curated record.